Fonsecaea nubica is the source of this 5289-nucleotide messenger RNA. RefSeq lists its product as hypothetical. Gene Ontology annotation, biological process: transcription by RNA polymerase II. The transcript has 3 exons. The coding region runs from base 1 to 5289 and encodes 1762 amino acids. Gene Ontology annotation, cellular component: RNA polymerase II, core complex. The record is from RefSeq and is a predicted model, not a curated record. Gene Ontology annotation, molecular function: DNA binding. Lineage: Eukaryota; Fungi; Ascomycota; Eurotiomycetes; Chaetothyriales; Herpotrichiellaceae.
AUGGCGAGCCUCAAUUUCCCUUACUCGAGCGCGCCUCUGCGCACAGUCGAGGAGAUUCAAUUUGGCCUCUUCUCCGCCAAAGAGACCGAGCGCCUCGCCGUCAUCGACAUCGAAUAUCCUGAGACGAUGGAUGAGCAACGCCUCAGACCUCGCGAGAAAGGUCCGAACGAUCCUCAUCUCGGAACAAUCGAUCGCAAUUUCAAAUGCAGUACUUGUGAAGAAAACAUGGCCGAGUGCCCUGGUCACUUUGGUGUCAUCAAGCUUGCAACUCCAGUCUAUCACUAUGGCUUCAUGAACAAAGUCAAGAAGAUUUUGGAGACGGUCUGCCACAACUGUGGCAAGAUUAAGGCGCUUGAUACCGAAGAAUUUCGACACGCAAUCUCGAUUCGAGACCGAAAGCGCCGCUUCGAAGCAGUGUGGCGACUCAGCAAGCCUCGAAACGUUUGCGAAGCCGAUCCCAUCGACGACCCCGACCAGCCUUUGAAAGGACCUCCUCAACCCAAGCAUGGCGGUUGUGGCAAUGCACAACCUGACAUUCGAAGAACUGGAUUGCAGUUGUGGGCGACAUGGAAGCCACGGAAAGGCGAGGACGAUGAAGAUGUAACUCCCGACAAGAAGCGGAUCUUUCCACAAGAUGCUCUGAACACUUUCCGCACUUUGACCGACGAGACCUUGGAGUUGAUGGGUCUCAGCCUUGAUUACGCCCGCCCGGAGUGGAUGAUCUUGUCUGCGCUCCCUGUCCCUCCUCCACCGGUCCGACCCAGUAUCAGUGUCGACGGCAGCGGCCAGGGCCAGCGGGGUGAAGACGAUCUUACUUUCAAGCUGGGUGAUAUCAUUCGUGCGAACCAAGCGGUGCUGCGAACUGAAGUUGACGGCACACCUGACCACAUCAAGAUUGAUCUCUGUGAUCUCCUCCAGUAUCAUAUUGCCACCUAUAUGGACAAUGAGAUUGCCGGACUGGACAAAGCACAGCACAAGAGUGGUCGGCCCAUCAAAUCAAUUCGAGCUCGACUCAAGGGCAAGGAAGGCAGACUGCGCCAGAACUUGAUGGGAAAGCGUGUUGACUUCUCCGCCCGUACUGUCAUCACUGGUGAUCCCAACCUUUCUCUCGAUGAAGUUGGUGUUCCUCGAAGCAUCGCCCGCACAUUGACCUACCCGGAAAGAGUCACACCGUUCACGAUUGACCGGCUGAGACGCCUUGUCAGAAACGGGCCAAAUGACCAUCCGGGUGCGCGAUACGUAAUUCGGGACACCGGAGAACGUAUUGAUCUGCGACAUCACAAACGUGCUGGAGAGAUGACUCUUCAGUAUGGCUGGAUCGUUGAGCGCCACAUCCAAGACGGAGACGUUAUUCUCUUCAACCGUCAGCCAUCUCUUCAUAAGGAGUCUAUGAUGGGUCAUCGUGUCCGAGUUAUGCCCUAUUCGACCUUCCGACUCAACCUUUCCGUCACUACGCCCUACAAUGCUGAUUUCGACGGUGAUGAAAUGAACUUGCACGUUCCUCAGAGCGAAGAAUCUCGAGCCGAGCUCGCCAACCUUUGCAUGGUGCCUCUCAACAUCGUGUCACCACAGCGUAAUGCUCCUCUCAUGGGUAUUAUCCAAGACACGCUUUGUGGUAUCUACAAGAUCUGCCGUCGUGAUGUCUUCUUGACAAAAGAUCAAGUCAUGAACGUCAUGCUAUGGGUUCCGGAUUGGGAUGGGGUGAUUCCUCAGCCAGCUAUCAUCAAGCCAACGCCUCGCUGGACGGGGAAGCAGAUGAUCAGCAUGGUGCUCCCACCUGCCCUAAACCUCGAGAGGCUUGACGCCAAGGGUGAAGACCCCUAUGUACCAACUAAUGACACUGGUCUUAUGGUCCUUGAGGGCAACCUUAUGUUCGGCCUGUUCAGCAAGAAAUUUGUCGGCACUAGUGCUGGUGGCAUUAUUCACACCAUCGUCAACGAGUUCGGUCACGACACGGCACGGGCUUUCUUCAAUGGUGCACAGACUGUGGUCAACUACUGGCUUCUCCAUAACGGGUUCAGUAUCGGUAUCGGAGACACAGUACCCGACCCUGACACUGUGCAAAAGAUUCAAGAUGCCGUUGAUACCAAGAAGGCAGAGGUUGAUGAGAUCACCAAAAAGGCGUACAACGAGGAGCUCGAGCCUUCUCCGGGUAUGAACGUUCGUCAAACAUUCGAGAGCAAAGUGAUGAACUCUCUCAAUCAGGCUCGUGAUCAAGCCGGUGCUGCAACCGAAAACAGCUUGAAAGAUCUGAACAACGCUAUCACCAUGGCUCGUGCUGGUUCAAAAGGCUCUACCAUCAACAUUGCUCAGAUGACUGCUAUCGUUGGCCAGCAGGCUGUGGAAGGAAAACGUAUUCCCUUCGGCUUCAAGUAUCGCACCCUGCCUCACUUUGCAAAAGACGAUUACUCUGCUCCUUCAAGAGGCUUCGUGGAGAACUCGUACCUUCGCGGAUUGACUCCCACAGAGUUCUUCUUCCACGCCAUGGCUGGUCGUGAGGGUCUUAUCGAUACUGCUGUCAAGACCGCCGAAACGGGUUAUAUCCAACGUCGUCUCGUCAAAGCUCUCGAGGAGGUUACUGUCAAGUAUGACUCUACUGUCCGGGAUUCGCGUGGAAACGUGGUUCAGUUCAUUUAUGGUGAGGAUGGCUUGGAUGGUGCCCAUAUCGAGAACCAAAAGGUCGAUAUCAUCACCAUGUCAGACAAAGCCUUCAACGACCGCUACAUGGUAGACAUCAUGAGCGGAGACAUUUCCAUGUGGAAAGGCAGACUGCUCCAAGCAAGAGAGCUACAAGGUGAUACCGAACUCCAAGAGAUGUUUGAUGAAGAGUACGAAGCUCUGCGGACGUCUCAAGACUUCUUGCGAAAGAUGGGUAAAGGCACUGAAGACUCGAUGCAGUUGCCUCUCAACAUUGGGCGUAUCAUUGACCAAGCUCAGAAGAACUUUAAGAUCCGUCGUGGCGACAAGACCGACCUUGAUCCCCGCCAUGCGCUUACUGCCGUGAAGCAGUUGCUGGAACGACUUGUCAUCGUCCGUGGGGAAGACCCCAUCUCAAAAGAAGCCCAAGACAAUGCGACGCUCUUGCUGAAGGCUCAACUUCGCUCGCGGCUGGCGUACAAGCGGCUUGUUCUUGAGCAUGGUGUUAACAGAUUGGCCUUUGACAAUAUUAUCGGCGCGGUUGAGAGUCGAUUCAUCGCUGCACAUGCAAAUCCAGGCGAGAUGGUUGGUGUUCUCGCUGCCCAAUCCAUUGGUGAACCUGCGACGCAGAUGACCCUGAACACUUUCCACUUUACUGGUGUGUCAGCGAAGAACGUCACUCUGGGUGUACCUCGUCUCAAGGAGAUCUUGAACGUUUCGCAGAACAUACGAACUCCGUCAAUGACUGUGUACCAGCUUCCAGAAAAUGCUGGCGACAAAGAAGCAGCCAAGCUUCUGCGGAGUCGUGUACAGCAUACCAACCUGCGAUCCGUGGCAGAGACCUGCGAACUGUGGUACGACCCCGACAUUCAGAGCACCAUCAUCCCCGAAGAUCUCGACAUGGUCGAAUCGUACUUUAUCAUUCCCGAAGAUACAGAUCAAGAUCUUGCGCUACACUCCAAGUGGUUGCUCCGCAUUACGCUCAGUCGUGCAAGACUGUUGGACAAGGGGCUCAACAUUACAGAUGUCGCAUCAAGAAUCAAGGCAACCUACGGCAAGGAUCUCUCGGUCAUCUUCAGCGAUAUCAAUGCCGACGAACAAAUCAUUCGUGUCCGCCUCGUCCAGAACUAUGGCAAGGAUGAGGAUGACGAGCGCAAAGAGGACGAUGAAGUCCUUCGACGCUUUUUGAACGAAAUGCUUGACCACCUGACCUUCCACGGUGUUCCCGGCGUCUCAAGAGCCUUCAUUGAUCAAAAGAGUCGUGCCAUUAUCAACGAAGACGGCUCGGUGUACAUGGCAAAGAGCGAUCCUCGAUGCAAUGAGUACGUGCUCGAAACCACUGGCAGCUCUUUCGCAAAGGUUCUUGCCAUUGAAGGAGUGGACACAUCUCGCACGUAUACCAAUCGUUUCACGGAAAUCUUCGAGGUUCUCGGAAUCGAGGCUACUCGUGCUGCAAUCCUGCGCGAGUUGACCCAAGUGUUGUCGUUCGAUGGUUCUUAUGUCAACGCUCGCCAUCUGGGUAUCUUGUGCGACGUGAUGACUGCCCGCGGAUAUGUCAUGGCUGUUACUCGUCAUGGCAUCAACAAGUCGGAUACUGGCGCUCUGAUGAGAUGUUCUUUCGAACAGACCGUCGAGAUUUUGCUCGAGGCGGCAGCAGCUGGCGAACUCGACGACUGCAAAGGUGUCUCUGAGAAUCUAAUCCUGGGCCAACCUGCACCCGUAGGUACUGGAACAAUGGAGAUCCUUCUGGAUCAGAACAUGCUGUCUACCGUUGUCACAGACAAUGCCAACCUUGGGCUUGGUGGUGCCAUUGGUGUUAAAGGCUCGCAGCAACUCCUCGAUGGGGCUGCUACCCCCUAUGACUCUGGCUCGCCCAUGCAAGACAGUGGCUACCUGGGGUCUCCAGACUACGGGGCGUCUUUCUCUCCCAUCAUCGCUGCUGGCUCGGAAACUCCAGGAGGAUUUACCGACUACCAACCUGGAUUUGGUGGAGCUGGAGGAUUCAGUCCGUAUGGUUCGCGCAGCCCUGGUGGUUACUCACCUGCCAGUCCGUUCGGCGGUACCAGCCCCAGCUCGCCUGGCUUUUCGCCCACUGCCGGCUAUUCACCCACAUCUCCCAUGUUUGGCGCCACGAGCCCUGGCUUUGGACCAACAUCACCAUCGUUCUCGCCGGCCAGCCCUGCCUUUACGCCGACCUCGCCAGCAUACUCGCCAACCUCACCUGGUUACCAGGCGUCGCCGACUUCGCCGAGCUAUUCGCCGACGUCGCCCAACUAUUCACCUACGUCUCCAGCAUACGGGUCACCAACCUCUCCAAGCUACUCACCGACUUCUCCGGCUUUCAGUCCCACCUCGCCGACGUCGCCAACGUCGCCUGUCUACAGCCCCACUUCACCAAUGUACAGCCCAACAAGUCCCAUGUAUGGUGGGGGUGCCAACAAACAGUCUCCGACAUCACCCAGCUACUCUCCGACGUCGCCUACCUACAGCCCGACCAGCCCGACGUCUCCGACUAGUCCAUCUUAUUCUCCCACGAGUCCGAUGUACAAUGCUUCCCCAAGAAGCCCACCGGCUCGGUCAGCAUCGGCGACCAGUCCACAAUACUCUCCGAACAGCCCACAAUAUUCUCCCACUUCUCCAAAGGAGGACUGA